Molecule: messenger RNA, 1071 nt
Organism: Puccinia graminis f. sp. tritici CRL 75-36-700-3
Lineage: Eukaryota; Fungi; Basidiomycota; Pucciniomycetes; Pucciniales; Pucciniaceae
Exons: 9
Coding region: 1-1071 (356 amino acids)
Cellular component (GO): mitochondrion
Molecular function (GO): zinc ion binding; oxidoreductase activity
Source: RefSeq, a predicted model, not a curated record
AUGCACGCCUAUCAGAUCAAACAGAACUUGGAAAGCCUCGACCAACUUUCAGGAUGUCUAACACAGCUACCAGACCCUAAGCCAGCGGAUAAUCAGGUGUUGAUCGAUGUCAAGUGUGCAGGGAUGAACUUUUUCGAUACGCUUCAAGUCCGGGGACUCUACCAAGACCAACCGCCGUUCCCGUUCAUCCCCGGCGCCGAGCUGUCUGGGGUGGUUUCGCAGAACAGUCCGAUCCCCAAAGGAUGCCCCUUCGUUCCUGGUAAAACUAGAGUCUUCGGCUCGACCCAAGGCUGUUAUGCUACUAAGGCCUGUGUCGCCUGGGACCAGUUGAUCGAAAUCCCGCCUGGAUUGGACUUCGAACACUCCGCUGCUAUCUUUGUCACCUACCCGACUUCUUAUGCCGCCUUAAUCAACCGAGGAAAAUUGAAGAAAGGAGAGUGGUGUUUAGUCCAUGCUGCGGCUGGUGGGGUAGGAAUUGCGGCAGUCCAAAUCGCCAAAGCGGUGGGAGCGAAGGUGAUCGCGACAGCCUCGUCACAAGAAAAGCUCGCCUUCGUCCGCAAGUUCGGAGGCCUGUCUGACCAGGAUUUCACCUUGGUUUACGACGAUACUCCGGCGUCUAGUCCAAGCGGCGCCAAGAAGAAAUCGUCCAUGUUGGAAUGGCAGGCUCAGGUCCUCAAAAUCACUAAGGGAAAAGGCGUCGACGUCGUCUUUGAUCCGGUCGGACUUCUCAAUAAAUCUCUCAAAGUUGCUGCAUGGGAUUGUAGAUUGGUGGUUGUUGGCUUCGCCGGAGGACAAAUCGAUAAGAUUCCAGCCAACCUUCUAUUGCUGAAAAACGCAGCAGUGACGGGGAUUUUUUGGGGUGCGCAAGUGAAAAAGGACCCAAGUGAAUCGGUCAAAGUAUGGGCGGCUCUAUUGGAGCUGAUCAGUCGAGGUCAACUCCGACCGGUCUUGCAUACGAAGAUUUACAACGGCUUGGCCGAAUUGCCCGAAGGCUUGAAAGACUUGGGAUCGCGCAAGGUUCUCGCAAAGGCCAUCCUUCGCAUCGAAGCUGACCCCAAAUCCAAGUUGUAA